CAUAAAAAUAAAGAUGGCUCAAAAACGGAUGAUAAACAACUUUCAACAGACAUACUUUGUAACCAAAAAUUAUCCACUCCUGAAAAAAUAAAUCAAAAUAAAGUAUCGUCUAUAAAUAUUGAAGUUGAACAAUUCCCUAUUAGAAGAAGAAAAACGGUAGUAGGAAAGGAUAAUAAUAGUAUUGAUCUAAGCAAUGUUAGAAAACAUUCUUGUGUUACUUAUUUGAGUUCACCAAUUAACAAUGAAUUUAACAAGUCAACUGAGAACGUUGAUAGAGAACCAUCAAGCCCAUCUCAACAAAAGAAUAAUCAAUCAAAGUGCGAUUUUGAUACCCUUACGUGUGCAAAUAAUAUAACAGAAUCUAAACACUUAAAUAAUUCUUUUAAAAGUUCCUCAGAAAAUAUACCUGUUGAAUUAAGUCCAACUAAUAAAACUGUGAUACCAUCUAUCAAUAUUGAAGUUGAACAAGGGUUCAUUUUUAGACAAUCUAAUGCAAGAAAAGUAAUAAUGCGUUUAACUUCUGACGAUAAACAAGAAACAAAGAAAGGGAGACAUGUUCAGUUGAUAACUAUAAAAGAUCAUUAUUCAAAACCAGUGCCUAUUUUUAAUGGUGCUAAAAAAACAGAUAUCGAUGUUAGCACAAAAUCUAUUCUUACAGAAAAAGUAGUGGAAAGUAGUAGUCACUUUUAUGUACCGCAAGUGAAAAGAAGAAGAACUAUGAACUUUGGCAGUGCUGAUUCUUAAUUCUUUAAUUUUUCAUGUUUCUAACAACAACUAUUUUAAAUACUAUACAACAAUUAGUAAUUAUCUAAUUCUCUAUUAUCUUAUCUAUAUAUACUUUAUUAAUUUUGUUAAAUUUGUAUGCAUAUUUCGCAUAAAUCAUGAUAACAAGGCUACUCAAGUAUAAAAAAAGAAGUUUUGAACAUAAUUAUUAUUGUCUAUAUGAGUAUUAAAAAAAAAAAUUUCAAAGAAGUUGAAUUGAACAAAAAUAGUUAAGAUUUUAUUAAUCAUACAAUAUGUAUUUUGUUUUUUUUUUCUAAAUUAAUCAACCAAUUAUUAAACUUUUUCUGCUUGACGUGCAAGAAGAAUAAACUAAGGCUCCAUUGUUGGAUUUAGGAAUAAGACGGAACAUACAAUGUAAAUUUAUUAAAAAUGUAGUUAACUUAAAUGCGACUUAACUUCAAAUUUAAGGUACCUGAAAUCCAGUGUUAAUAUCUCUAUAAAUAUAUAAUUUUUUUUAUGAUCAAAUAACCAUUUAGUAUUUAUUGAUUUGAUUAUUAUUAUUAUUUGUAAAU
Molecule: messenger RNA, 1295 nt
Organism: Myzus persicae (green peach aphid)
Lineage: Eukaryota; Metazoa; Arthropoda; Insecta; Hemiptera; Aphididae
Exons: 1
Source: RefSeq, a predicted model, not a curated record